Messenger RNA from Durio zibethinus, 2689 nucleotides. RefSeq names its product FAR1-related sequence 10 (gene FRS10). Lineage: Eukaryota; Viridiplantae; Streptophyta; Magnoliopsida; Malvales; Malvaceae. The record is from RefSeq and is a predicted model, not a curated record. Gene Ontology annotation, biological process: regulation of DNA-templated transcription. Gene Ontology annotation, molecular function: zinc ion binding.
UGGGACUUUUUGAUUGACUUUUUUUUUUUUUGCACUAAAAUACAGUUUCACCAAUUCCCAAAUUGGCAAUUUUUAAGAAUCAUAAAUAGAUGAAGAAUUUUUUCCCAGUAACUUUGUAAGUCGUAAACUGGAGCAAUUGCAGCUAAUUCUUGGAAAACCCAUAUUGGCAAUGGCAGACUGAAUUUAACUAUUUUUUCAGGGUUUUAUUUGCAGUUUUCUUUCAAGGUGCGUAGAAGAGCAUCAAGGUUGGGAAUUUAAGAAAGCUUUCGCUUCAUAUCCCACAAAAUGACAAUGAAACCAUCAAAUAACAUUUGGAUUCGACGCCAGCAGUGUGCAUGUGGAGAUUGGAAGUGUUAUGUUAAGUUUGAAGGAGAUGAUCAGACAUCAGUAAGCUCUCAGCUAAUAAAGAAUGAGACAGCUUCAACGUCCUCAUCAUCAGAAGCAGUGUUUAUGCCAUAUGUUGGUCAAAUAUUCAAAAGUGAUGAUGAUGCUUUUGAGUACUAUAGCAAUUUUGCACGGAAGAAUGGAUUUUCAAUAAGAAAAGCACGCUCCACAGAAAGCCAGAAUUUAGGGGUCUACCGGCGAGAUUUUGUCUGUUACCGAUCUGGGUUUAAUCAACCAAGAAAAAAGGCCAAUGUGGAGCAUCCCAGAGACCGGAAAUCAGUGCGAUGUGGAUGUGAUGCAAAAUUGUAUUUGACAAAAGAAAUCGUCGAUGGUGUUACUCAAUGGUAUGUUUCGCAAUUUAGUAAUGUCCAUAACCAUGAAUUGUUGGAAGAUGACCAAGUACGUUUGCUUCCCGCAUAUCGGAAAAUACAGGAAGCAGAUCAGGAAAGAAUUCUGUUACUCUCCAAAGCUGGGUUUCCUGUCAAUCGCAUCGUGAAGGUGUUGGAACUAGAAAGGGGAGUUCAGCCCGGACAGUUGCCCUUUAUAGAAAAGGAUGUCAGGAAUUUUGUACGGACUUGUAAAAAAACUGUUCAAGAAAAUGAUGCUUUGCUUACUGAGAAGAGAGAAAAUGAUACAUUGGAACUUCUUGAGGCGUGCAAGGCUAUGGCAGAGAGGGAUGCUAAUUUUGUUUAUGAUUACACUACAGAUGAAAAUAAUAAGGUUGAAAAUAUUUCAUGGUCAUAUGCAGAUUCGGUUCGUGCAUAUACAGUAUUUGGUGAUGCGGUUACCUUUGACACCACUUAUCGUUCCAUCACCUAUGGAUUGCUUCUUGGAGUAUGGUUUGGUAUAGAUAAUCAUGGAAAGCCAAUUUUCUUAGGAUGUGUAUUACUGCAAGAUGAAAGUUCUAAUUCUUUUGCUUGGGCUUUACAGACUUUUCUUCGUUUUAUGAGAGGUAGAUGCCCACAAACAAUUCUAACAGAUAUAGAUUCAUGCCUAAGAGAUGCUAUUGCAAGGGAAUUGCCAAAUACAAAACAUGUUAUAUGUUCAUGGCAUGUUCUUUCCAAAUUAUCGAGUUGGUUCUCUCUGCCGCUUGGACCACAGUAUGAAGAGUUCAAAGCUCAGUUCGAUAUGUUGUUUCACUUAGAGGGCAUAGAGGAGUUUGAACAUCAGUGGAAUAUUUUGGUUGCACGUUUUGGACUUGCAUCUGAUAAGCACAUAGCUUUAUUAUUUUCAUUUAGAACAUCCUGGCCGCUUUCUUACAUCAGAGGUUGCUUUCUUGCUCGUUCAAUGACAGCCGAAUUUUCUCAGUCUUUGGAUGCAUUUUUGAAAAGAAUCUUGAGUGGGCAGACUUGUUUACAAUUAUUCUUUGAGCAGGUUGGUGUUGCUGCUGACUUAAGAAACCAAAGCAGGGAAAGGGUGCAAUACAUGCAUAUCAAGACAUGCUUACCUAUUGAAGAAAAUGCACGAAGUAUACUUACUCCUUAUGCAUUCAAUGCAUUACAACAUGAAAUUGUGCUGUCCAUGCAAUAUGCAACAACAGAAAUGGCGAAUGGAUCAUAUCUUGUGCGACACUAUAAGAAAAUGGAUGGUGAAUAUCUUGUGAUUUGGAUACCACAAGAUGAGCAAAUUCAUUGUUCAUGUAAAGAAUUUGAACAUUCCGGAACGUUAUGCAGGCAUUGUCUUCGAGUACUUAUAGUGAAGAACUACUUCGAAAUCCCAGAAAAAUAUGUUCUGUUCCGGUGGCGACUGGAGAGUUCUUUGGUUCCCGGGGAAGAUCAAAAUGGCCAAUGUAGCAGUGAUGAGUGUGCUCAAGCCUUUCAUUCCCUAGCUGCAACUCUGUUGACAGAGUCACUGUUUUCAAAGGAACGUUUUAAUCAUGUUCAUAGGGAACUUACCAAGCUCCUUGAUCAAGUUAGGGAUAUGCCAGUAUGUAAUGAGUUUGCUUUGAAUAUGGCAGCUAACAACAUCAGUGAAUCUUAAGUUUGGUGAUUUAAAUCCUGACUAAUAGAUUCACUUGAGGCCAGCUUAUCUUAAAGAUUUCCGAAUAUUCGGAGGAUGAAAUACAGAGGUGAUGAAGGCCUUUGAUAAAUAAGUAGUUAGUGAUGUUAAUAAUACUGGACAUUAAACACUGUCAAACAACAUAGAGGUGGAAAUAUACUGGCUCUUUUUUUUUUUUUUUCAUCAGAGCCUAUUCCAGGUUACAGGGUUGGUAUAAUUUGUUUUCUUCAGUCUACUAGUACUAUAUAUAUUAUUUUGGAAAGGUCAUGGAAACUUUAUCAGCAUCUAAUGUAAAUAUGCAACUUGA